Cyphellophora attinorum is the source of this 2079-nucleotide messenger RNA. RefSeq names its product Protoporphyrinogen oxidase. Gene Ontology annotation, molecular function: protoporphyrinogen oxidase activity, oxygen as acceptor. The coding region runs from base 1 to 2079 and encodes 692 amino acids. Gene Ontology annotation, cellular component: mitochondrial inner membrane. NCBI's taxonomy places the organism in Eukaryota, Fungi, Ascomycota, Eurotiomycetes, Chaetothyriales, Cyphellophoraceae. The transcript has 2 exons. The record is from RefSeq and is a predicted model, not a curated record. Gene Ontology annotation, biological process: heme biosynthetic process.
AUGCUCCUCGCUGCUGGCAGACUUACCCGUCGCCAUGUCACGAGUCAGCAACCUCUCCUCCAGGUCGGCUACGUGCUCGUCCGACCUUUCACGGAGUACUCUUCUUUCCCUGCGGAUCAUCGCAGGGCCGCUGAAGAGUUGGUCAACUACAAGCCGAUCGCAGCAAACCCUCAGGCGAAGAAAAUUGCUGUCUUAGGCGGCGGUAUCACUGGGCUGGCAGCUGCUUAUGAGCUUGCACGGACGAUUCCCCAUGCCUCAAUCACGGUCUACGAGAAAAGUGAGAGAUUAGGGGGCUGGCUUAACUCUGAGGUCGUUCCAGUGAAAGGCGGAGAGAUAAUAUUCGAGUGGGGCGCAAGAUCGUUUCGAACACCUCGAGGGGACGGAUUGGCAACAACCAUGCUUUUGAGACAUCUUCUAGAAGAAGCUGAAAGCUCCGACCGGCGACCCACAAUCCGCAACCACAUUAUAGCUUAUCCGCCGGGCUCUGGUGCUGCGAAUGACCGCUGGAUUUACUACCCAGAUCAUCUCGUCCGUUUGCCAGGCCCUAAAGACGGGUUCAAGCUCCCAGCCCUCUGGAAUAACAUCCGGUCCUUUAUAACGGAGCCGAUAUGGCGAGGUGUCUUCAUGGGCAUGUUGAGUGAGCCCACCAAGCCUGGACGUGACCCUGAACUCAAGGACGAAUCUGUGGGAGAGUUUCUGACCCGCCGUUUUGGGUCCGCCGUGGCAGACAACUUCGCCUCCGCUGUCAUCCACGGCAUUUAUGCUGGAGACAUAUACAAGCUAAGCGUCCAUACAGCCAUGCCGCUACUCUCGCAUUUGGAACGUCAUUCCAAGGAGCAUACGGUGCUAGGGGAGCUGUUCUUCAACAAAGGGGGCGCGUGGAAGCCAUGGCACGAUUUUGUGUUGAGGGAGCUGAUAGCACGGAAGUCUGGGCACAAGUCAGCCAACUACCUCGAACCGGGGGGUUUUAGUACCUUUACCGAUGGCAUGUCAGGGUGGACCAGGCUUUUAAAGUAUCCUCUUCUCAAUGCCAAGAGAGUAACAAUUCAGAAAUCCAGUCCAGUAACCUCUCUUAGUUACAAGGACUCGAAAGUACUCGUCACGGACGCGUCGGGCUCGGCCAAAACAUUCGACUACGCGAUCUCCACGCUGCCCGCGAAGACAAUGCGGACUCUCGUCUCUGGCUCCCGCACCUUCGACCCGAUCGCGCCGGCCACAACGGUCAUGGUAGUAAACCUCUUCUAUCCCGAGGGGUCGCUCACUACUGCAGUCGGCGCAGAUGGGCUGUCCGGGUUUGGGUACUUAAUUCCACGCUCAGUCCCUGUAGAGCAGAACCCGGAACGUGCACUAGGUGUGAUAUUUGCGCACAAUUCCUCAGGCGACACGGGCCCAGAGAGCGUGGAAGGACUUGGCCGCCGCGACAGCUGGCAAAGCCCUGAGGGAUGCCAGGAAGUGAUUGAGACGCUCACUGCUGACCAAACCGAAAUGACAUCUAAGCAAAGUGAGGGAACACAACACGCGUCCCUCGUAAACCUACGGCAACUAUCAGCGUACCGACGUCGCCUGGAUCAAUUCAAUGCCGGCAAGGUCAGACCUGACGAGAAGAUCAUUGACCGGUCUGGGCAGGAUACCGUCAAGGGUGCGAAGCUUACGGUCAUGUUGGGUGGGCAUUGGUGGGAUGGCUGGUCCGAGCAAGAUUACCCAUCGGAAGAGGAGGGCAUUCAAAUGGCGAAAAGUGUUCUUCGCCGACAUCUGGAUAUUCACGACAAUCCUGAGGUGGCCAAAGCCAAGCUGCAGCGAGAUUGUAUUCCGCAGUAUCCCGUCGGCUACCGGGACUAUAUGGCCAAAGUCCACGAGGAAAUUCACAGUAAGUUCGAGGACCGUCUGAAGCUUGCAGGGCCCUUUUAUCAAGGAGCUGUGGGCGUCAAUGACUGCAUCAAACAAGCCACAUGGGCAGCCAUGGCGAUCCGAGACAACAGAGAUCCGACGGCCAUAUCGAGAUACGCCGAAAAGUUGGAGGGAUGGGUUCACCCAGGACCCGAUGCUCAGUUUCCUGGUGACUCCGCUAGACAGACUUGA